This is a messenger RNA of Necator americanus (New World hookworm), 255 nucleotides long. RefSeq lists its product as uncharacterized. The transcript has 4 exons. NCBI's taxonomy places the organism in Eukaryota, Metazoa, Nematoda, Chromadorea, Rhabditida, Ancylostomatidae. The coding region runs from base 1 to 255 and encodes 84 amino acids. The record is from RefSeq and is a predicted model, not a curated record.
AUGUUGGGCGUGCGAAGACCGAGUCUAGUCCGUCAGAUGGCUUUUCGACAGGAUUCCAAGGAGACUGACCUAUCCGUUCGCCACAGUCAUCUCGCGCCUCCGACUGUACCUCCAGACAGUCCCCGACCUCAAAAGGAUGCUUCAAGUGAGAUCAUUGGACCCUCGAUGAUGGUGACCAUGAAAGUGCCUGAUACUAAGAAAGAGAACAAUGUUGUGCGAUUGGAAUCCAUUCAACUAGAAGAAAAACGAAAGUGA